Molecule: messenger RNA, 1010 nt
Organism: Aspergillus versicolor CBS 583.65
Lineage: Eukaryota; Fungi; Ascomycota; Eurotiomycetes; Eurotiales; Aspergillaceae
Product: PITH domain-containing protein
Exons: 3
Coding region: 99-776 (225 amino acids)
Cellular component (GO): nucleus
Source: RefSeq, a predicted model, not a curated record
CAGACCCAUAACAAUUCCGCUCUCGGGUUGUAGCCGCUGAUAUUAGUUCCACCAUUCCAAGGUAUCGGAUCUAUCAAUAAUACAUCUGUAUUCCCACCAUGUCCCAUCACCACCAUUCUCACGAUCACGGCCACUGCCACGGCGAAGGAGACGAUGGGCACGACCACUCGAAUGACAUCACUCCGGCCCUCCAAUCUCUCCUCUACUCUCAGAUCCAGUUUGACUCAAUCAUUACAUUGAACGAAGCGACACCUGGGUCCGGAGCUGCGAUUGUCAAGAAAACAUGGGUGGAGAGGCAGAACGACGAGCCGGAGCUGGAGAGUGACGCAGACGAGCAGUUGUUGAUGUAUAUACCAUUUACUGGCCAAGUCAACGUCCACUCCAUUCUCAUCUACACUGCCCCCACACCAUCCGCUCCGAAAACGGUGAAACUCUUCAAGAACCGCGACGACCUAGACUUCUCAACUGCCUCGGAACUCAAACCUACCCAGAAUAUUGAAGUGCCACAGCCAAUACCAGGAACUGAUGUUUUUGAACUGCCCUUAAACCGCGCGCACUGGAACGCUACCACCUCUAUCACUUUGUUCUUCGAAGACAAUUGGAGUGAUGGCGAGGAAGAGGUGACAAAAGUUGGGUACAUCGGGCUUAAGGGUCAGUUCAUGGCCUUGAAUCGAGAGCCCGUUAGCUUUCUGUAUGAAGCGGCAGCUAAUCCUGGUGACCAUGUGGCCAUCCCUGGUGUCAGUGGUGUUGGUGGCCGGAUCAUGCCUGGCCAGUGACGCGGUUUCUUCUGAGAUUAAGGCGAUCCCGUAAAGGAAAGAUGGGUACUUUCGCAACGUGCUGCUUUCUUCGAGAGGACACUAGUGUAAUGAAAUUAUGGUUUAUAAACUGGUUUCGGCAUAAGCAUGGCAAGCAAUGGCGCUCUCUGGAUGUAUCAUAGAGUUGAACUCUAAUUAUCCUAGUUCAAGAUUGACUGACAGAGUUAUCGAAUCACUGAACACUGUAGUAAUUAG